UGCGCAGACGCGAUCUCAUGAGAAGCCGCUUUUUCGUUGGUGGUAUCGUUCUACGCUUUCGCACCCAAAUCAAAAAAGGUAUCACAAACGUAUGUAGGCAUAGUCGCAAGUAUAUUCAGUACUUAAGUAUGUGCCAACGAUGUGAUGCAGGACAUCUGGAAGUAUGCUACUGAUACGAAAAUCCACACCGUUUGUCAUUCGGUAGUUUACACUUUCUGAUAUAUUUGUGAAUGCGCUGAAUGGAGACAGAUUAUAGUUGUUCAGGUUCAGACGCUGUCAAUGUCCAAGGGUUGGGGCUAGGGUCAGGGUUGGCGUAAGCCACUUUACGCGACCAGACGACUGCGACGCGUCGCGCAACUUUACAAAAUCGCCGACUUACAGACCAGCAACCCAACACACCACAACAAUGGCACUACUCGUGGACAAACACAGGCCAAGGACUCUCGAAGCCCUGACUUAUCACCCCGAUCUAUCUGAUCGCCUCCGAUCACUUGCCCAAAGCGGUGACUUCCCUCAUCUCCUCGUCUACGGCCCGUCUGGCGCUGGCAAAAAGACACGGAUUGUCGCAACGCUAAAGGAGUUAUACGGACCAGGUGUAGAGAAGAUCAAAAUCGACGCACGCGUAUUCCAAACCACGUCGAAUCGCAAGCUAGAGUUCAAUAUUGUUGCUUCGGUUUACCACCUCGAGAUCACGCCUUCAGACGUCGGCAACUAUGAUCGAGUGGUUAUUCAGGAUCUGCUCAAGGAAGUGGCACAAACACAACAGGUCGAUCUCGCUGCAAAGCAGCGGUUCAAAGUGGUGGUGAUCAAUGAAGCAGAUCAUUUAACAAGGGAUGCACAGGCUGCACUGCGCAGGACAAUGGAGAAAUACAGUCCAAAUUUGCGACUCAUUCUUUUGGCGAACUCAACGAGCAAUAUCAUUGCGCCCAUAAGAAGUCGAACGCUGCUUGUGCGGGUUGCGGCUCCGACGGAGGACGAGAUAUGUGGGGCCCUGAGAAACGUGGGAAAGAAGGAGGGGUGGAGCGAGGUCUCGGGCUUGAACAAGAGAAUCGCGGUAGAGAGCGGAAGAAACCUGAGAAAGGCGCUGCUGAUGUAUGAGGCCGUACACGCACAAAACGAGAACGUAACGGACUCAACACCAAUCCCACCCCCAGACUGGGAAGCCCUCAUCGCACAGGUCGCGGAACAAAUUGUACAGGAGCGCAGUCCGGCACGGCUCCUGCAAGUUCGCGCUUCACUCUACGACCUCUUGUCACAUUGCAUCGACCCUACCACAAUUCUCAAAACUUUGACCUGGAAGCUGAUACCUCUCACGGAUGACGCGCUUAAACCUGAAGUCAUCAAGUGGGCAGCAUACUACGAGCACAGGUGUAAAGUAGGCGCCAAAGUCAUUUUCCACCUCGAAGCAUUCGUCGCGAAGUACAUGCGGUUGUACGAAAGCUUCUUAAUGGGUGUCGACUUCGACUGA
Molecule: messenger RNA, 1468 nt
Organism: Periconia digitata
Lineage: Eukaryota; Fungi; Ascomycota; Dothideomycetes; Pleosporales; Periconiaceae
Source: the annotation of a GenBank genome assembly